AUGGGCAAGUGGCGGCCAUGGCCCUCGUCGCUCACCGCGUUCGUCGCCAAGAAGCUCAAGCCGAAGCCACUCGGGCUCGUCCCUGCACUCCUGACGCCAAGCCCGUGCAUGACGCCGGACGACGCCGCGCUGGUCUGGACGCUUCUGCAGCACGACGCCGCGUGGCGGCUCUCGUUCCUGCACGCGUGCCUCGAGCUACUCGUGCACGCCAAAGCCGACGCGGCCUUGGCGCAGCGUGUCGCCAACACGGUGCAUCUCAUGGACGUUUUCUUCUUUCCGCUGGACGUCGCGCCAUUGCAUCUCGACUUUGCCCUUGUGUUGCCGCUCGUGCCAUGGAGCUUCGGCCCGACAAACAAGUGGCGGGCGAUCUUGCUCGACGGCCUCCGCCUUCCGCUGGCAUGCGAGGCGUAUGUGCCCGGGGCGUACGGGGUCCUUCCGGUGGAAACGGAGCCAACAACGAUGCGCAAAUCCAAGUCGAUGCUCUUUGCCCGGCGCAACCGAACCAACACGGCGCUAACGAGCUCGACAUUCUCGUCGUCCACCACAGGCUUGACGUUCGCCGCGACACCAGAGAGCAAGGGACUGUCUCCGUACACGCUGCUGCAGGUCCGCCACCACCUGCUGUGCCGCAUCGAUGUCGAUGCGAUCAUGGACGCGAUGCUAAGUCUCCUGCGAUCUCUCUCCGUUCCGUCUCUCGAGUUUGUGGCGCUCACGAUUCUCUUGACCGAGGCGCUGACCUUUACCACCAAACGUCGCCUCGAAGCCCUCAUCGAGACCGAGCUCGUGCGUCCCGGAGAGGCGUCCCGACGCCGGCUUGCGAUGACCCCUCAUGUGGUUGUUAUCACCACGGCGGUCGACGCACCGUUGUGGCAAGUGCGGCCUCUCGAAGAUGUCUACCACAUCACGACCAUAAACCUGCACGGCAAACUGCAAAGCCUCAUGCGGCGACGGGACACACCACGCGAUGGCUCGCUGCCUCUCGACGUGGCGCGGCUCAUGUCGCAUCUGCACGGCGACUUUGACCUUGCCGACGAGACUCGCGUGGUCGCCUUCUUAUGCCAGCGCCCGUCGCUGGUCACCGAGGUCCUUGCGCAGCUCGCGACGACGCCACCAGUGUCGACGAUCGUGCGGCUAUCUCUCUUGGCGUCCGUGCUCGAGGCGGCCGCGACGCCGCACCCGUUCCCGCCCGCGACGAUCGAUACGACGUACGCAGCCUUUCCCGCCAUGAGGUUUCCAUCGUUUGCACUCAGCCCGCUGAGGAUGACGCCCGUGGUGACAUCGCCCGUCCACGAAGCGAGUCGUUGGCGCGCCGCCCGGCCGGCGCCCGGUGGGAGCGACGGCUCGGUUGUCUUUAUGGGCGACGACGCGUUCUUCCACGAAUGGCUCACCGGUGUCGUGCUGCACUCGUCGUACCCGACCCGUGUCGUGGUGCUGCCAUCAUCCGCGCCGUCGACCCUUGCGCGCUACGUGGCGUCCAUCGACAUGUGGUACUUGCGGUAUCUGUACGGCCCACUGCUAAGCGCUACUGCGUCCACAACGUUGUUGUCGCCAACCGCCUUUUUCACGUCGAUCGAGCAGUCGCUCGUGCAGUUUUUUCUGCACGUUGCAAAUGACGUAGUGCGACUCGCUGUCUUUGAGUGCCGCGUGCUCGGGCAGGUAGCACCCUUUUGCUUUGCCUGCAGCGUGUCGCCGUCGUGCGGUCACUUGAUGCUGCGGCUGCUGCUCGACGCCAAGGCGCUGCUGCUGAAGGCAACCCACGUGAGCAUUGUACACACAUCAGCGAGGCAAGCGAACGACGGACCGUCGUGGACCCACGGUGCGAGCCCGCUUGUGGAUGUGACGGCGACGCUCGUCACCGGCGACCAGCGCAUUGUGCACGGCAUACUGUCGCUGCACGUGUCGUCGCGGCUCGGCUUUGGGCAAGUCUUGGUGGACGACCAGCCGUGGACGCCGUCGCAGGGAGCGACGGACCUCGAGGUCUCGCGGCACCCGUGGCACAUACCGCUGGCUAUCACGUUUCCAUUUUCGCACCAUCUGGGCACGUAG
Saprolegnia parasitica CBS 223.65 is the source of this 2046-nucleotide messenger RNA. RefSeq lists its product as hypothetical. The transcript has 6 exons. The coding region runs from base 1 to 2046 and encodes 681 amino acids. Lineage: Eukaryota; Oomycota; Saprolegniomycetes; Saprolegniales; Saprolegniaceae. The record is from RefSeq and is a predicted model, not a curated record.